AUGAAGCAUGUGCUCAUGCACGUGUUUCUGGAAAGCUUCGACGUGGGACCCGUAAAGGAUCCUCACGGGUUCGCGGGCAGAGCCGCUGCCUGCGCCGCAGGAGGCUCCGUUUUCAAAGACCCAGAUAUGGGCAACACUGCGUGCUGCCAGUCAGAAGCCAAUGAUGGUGUCGCUGACGCGCACGUGGAUGCCAAACCCAUCCUGGAAAGUGCACUGCCAGCAGCACCUUUCAUCUCUGGCGGUGAUUCAGAACAGGAACGGAUCUAUCAGGUGACACUUUCAAAGUCACCGGGACAGAAGCUAGGUCUGGAUGUCGACUACAUGGCAGAGCGGAAGAUUCUGCCCAUCAUGCACGUUACUGGCGGCAUUGCCGAGGAAUGGAACAAGAAGUACCCGGACAGGAAGCUGAACAGUGGUGAUAGCAUAUUGGAGGUGAACGGCAUUUCAGGGGAUGUCGUAGAGAUGCUCGAGAGAUGCAAAGCGGACGACACGCUCAAGAUGAAGCUGUGCCGAUGCCUAACUUACGAGCACUUGGUAGAGGACUUGGAAAAACUCGUCCGGAGAAAAGAAUGCGGGCCUAUAAUGGUGCGGCUUUCUUGGCACGAUGCCGGCAUCUACAACGGUGCUGAUGGCUGCCCGAAUGCUGCGAUGCGCCUGCCUGGAGGAGGCGAGCAUGCGCUUGCAGCGAAUGCUGGACUGCCGCAGGUCGCGAUUCCGUUGUUAGAACCUCUCGCAGCCAAGUACGUGCCACGAAUGAUCUCUCACGCAGAUCUGUGGGCACUGGCUGCCAAUGUUGCCAUCAAGGUGAUGGGAGGUCCAGAAAUCACGACUCGCUUUGGACGCUUAGAUGCCGAACGUGUCGGCGAUGGUGCAUCCUCAGCGACGGGACGACUUCCGGACGGUGACAAGGAUGCGAGACAUCUGCGAGAUAUUUUCUACCCCAAGGGAUUCGAUGACAAAGCGAUCGUCGCUCUCUCUGGGGCUCACACUGUCGGGAGCUGUCAUUUGGACCGCUCUGGAUUCGAUGGAGCUUGGACAGCAGACAAGCUCAAGUUCGACAACUCAUAUUUCAAGGACUUGAUGCACAGAAGUUGGUCGUCCGAGACCACAAGCAAGGGGAACCCACAGUUCAGGUGUGCAGAGUCCAAGACCAUGAUGCUGACAACGGUGCUGGCCUCAGUCACGUUAUGGGAGGUUCCACGACUUACCGUGAGUGACUUUACCCUGAUCCUCUCAGCAUCAAGCUGUACGAUUCCUUCUCUUCGCCGCAACUCCGACGCCAUGGCUGCAGUCUUCCCGGCCAAUCAGGUGAUCGUGGUCGGCGGCGGCCUGGCAGGCAUGUCCGCCGCCAACACCGUGGUGGAGCUUGGUGGCCGCACCAUUCUGUUGGACAAGUCUUCCUUCUGCGGAGGGAACAGCACCAAGGCCAUCCUGAUCUUCAUCGCAGACACGCUGAAGGGCGGCGCGAAGAAGCCGGAGCUUGCCAAGGUGCUGUGUGCCAACAGCGCUGCGGAUGUUGACUGGCUCGUGGACAAGUUCGACCUCGACCUCUCCCUCGUCGCGCGCCUCGGAGGCCACUCCCAGCCGCGCACGCACCGCGGCAAGGAGCGCUUCCCAGGAAUGACCAUCACCUAUGCAUUGAUCCAGAUGCUGGAGAAGGUUGCUGAGAAGACCAACCGAGCUCGCAUCGUGACGAAGGCGGAGGUGUACAAGCUCCUCGUGAAUGCUGGGACCGUCGUUGGCUGCGAGUACAAAAAGGCCGGCAAGAGCGUGAAGGAGUUCGGGCCCAUGGUCCUGGCCUCGGGCGGUUUCGGUGCCGACUUCGGAGCCGAUUCCUUGUUGGCCACGUACCGGCCAGACUUGCUCCACCUCCCCACCACUAACGGCGAGCACUGCACCGGUGAUGCCAUCAAGAUGGGAGAGGCCAUCGGUGCAGCCACCAUUGACCUCGAGUGGGUCCAGGUGCACCCAACCGGUCUGGUGAAGCCGGACGAUCCCGAUGCCAAGGUGAAGUUCUUGGCGGCGGAGGCCCUUCGAGGUGUUGGUGGCAUCGUCCUGGAUGCCAAUGGCGACCGCUUCUGCAACGAGCUGGGCCGACGCGACUAUGUCACUGGAGAGAUGUGGAAGAACAAGCCACCCUUCCGCCUGUGUUUGAACAAGGCUGCAGCCGAUGAGAUCAUCUGGCACGCCAAGCACUACACCGGCCGUGGCGUCAUGAAGUUCUAUGCCUCGGGCGAGGACUUGGCAAAGGACAUGGGCGUCCCUCUCCAGAAGAUUGUCGAUGCCCACCAGAAGCACUUCGAGGCGGCAAAGAAGCAGGAGAAGGAUCCCGAUGGUGGCCCGUUCCCUGCUUACCCGUCCGGCAAGACUUGGGACGAGCCCAGCGGCAAGACGGGCAGCGGCAAGAAGUUCUUCCACAACAUCAUCGAUGGCUCUAAGGUGCCUACCGAGCCCUUCUACGUGGCAAUCAUUACCCCGGUGAUCCACUACUGCAUGGGUGGGCUCGAGUGCACCGUGGACGCCGAAUGCAUUGACAAGAAGUCGGGCAAGGUCAUUCCUGGACUUUAUGUUGCUGGCGAGGCGGCUGGUGGCAUCCACGGCAACAACCGCCUGGGUGGCAACUCUUUGCUGGACUGCGUCGUAUUUGGCCGAGUUGCUGGCAAGGCCGCCUGCAAGUUCACCUUCGGUGCUGGUGAGAAAUUCAAGCCUUGCCCACCGCCGGGCGAGCUGAAGGAUUUGUGCAAGUGA
Molecule: messenger RNA, 2748 nt
Organism: Symbiodinium sp. CCMP2592
Lineage: Eukaryota; Dinophyceae; Suessiales; Symbiodiniaceae
Source: the annotation of a GenBank genome assembly